AUGGCGGGUGUUUCAACGUUACCUCAAGAAAUUCUCAUGGAGAUCCUCUCCAAGCUUCCUGCUAAAUCCCUAGUACGAUUCAGGUGCGUUUCUAAAUUCUUCUGCGCUCUCAUAGCUGGCCAUGGCUUUGGCGUUUUGAAUCGCAGCUUGUCCUUAACUCUUCCCAGUAGGGCGGGCUUUCUCAUCUCUAUCGAGGUUCGACCACCGCACCCCGCCCCUUACCGUCGUGUAUAUUACACCCUAAAUUUCAGCGAAGAAGAAAACCCCCGCCGCCUCCAAGCCAACCGUGUCGGCUUCCUAGACGCUGAACCCUUUCUACUCUCGUCUUCCUCUGACGGCCUGAUUUGUGUGUCCAAACCCAAUGGAGAUGUCGCUGUUUGCAACGUUAGUACGGGACAGCGUAUUUUCCUUCCAAGAAUCCAAUACAAGGACUAUACACUAUUGUUGGCGUACGAUUCACAAUCUAAAAGAUACAAGGUUUUGAUGUCAACCCAGAUGAUUGAUCAAGAGAGCAGCACGAGGAACAAGCUCACCUACUACGAAUAUAAGCAAUGGGUUUUUACUGUGGGAGUGGAUAGAUCAUGGAGGGAGAUCAACGACUACUAUUCCUUCCCCUUCUACCCCAUUGAUGGCAUCAAUUCCCCCUGUAACUGUUCCAAUACUAGUGUUUACAUUGAUGGUGUUAUCUAUUCCUAUAAUAUGCAGACGAAACAUAGCAUGUUCCGUAGACUCCAUAUAGUAGCAUUUGAAGUUGGGUGUGAGAGUUUUUCUGUGAUAACCCUUCCAGAUCAAGUUUCAUCACAGUCAUAUUUAUUUUUUACAAAGUCUGCAUUGCUAGAAGUUGGAGGUCGAUUGGCUAUAGUUCAUGUUCGUGUUCCUGAUCUAUUCGGAGAAGGUCUAUGCUACAUGGAUGUUUGGACUUGGGAGAAAUCUAAGAAAUGUUGGGAGAAGAUUAUUGUCACCAUUCCAUUAGAAUGGCAUAGAAUAAUUUGCUAUGCUAGUUCGUUGCGCUUUGCUACAAAUCAUGAUGGGGAGAUUGUAUUGUUAUGUAUAUAUGGUGAGCAAUUUUUUAUUUUGGUUUGUAACUUGACAAGUGAGGUUUGGAGAAAAUUUGAUUUAAGUGGAGUUGAAGACCUUCCAAUUUUUAGCUGUUGGGAAGUUACGCUGCACAACGUUGUGGACCAUGUGUUUCCCUUGGAGUAA
Molecule: messenger RNA, 1203 nt
Organism: Ipomoea triloba (trilobed morning glory)
Lineage: Eukaryota; Viridiplantae; Streptophyta; Magnoliopsida; Solanales; Convolvulaceae
Product: F-box protein At4g19940-like
Exons: 1
Coding region: 1-1203 (400 amino acids)
Molecular function (GO): protein binding
Source: RefSeq, a predicted model, not a curated record